AUGCCGCGACCUUCUCGUGAAUCUUACGGUGAUCAAAAACCUCCUUACUCAUACAUCUCGUUGACAGCGAUGGCUAUUUGGAGCUCACCGGAGCGCAUGUUACCCUUGUCGGAGAUCUACCGGUUCAUCACGGACCGGUUUCCAUAUUAUCGGCGCAACACCCAGCGUUGGCAGAACUCGCUGCGACACAACCUGUCCUUCAACGACUGCUUCGUGAAGGUGCCGCGGCGACCAGACCGUCCGGGCAAAGGCGCCUACUGGACGUUGCAUCCACAGGCCUUCGACAUGUUCGAAAAUGGUUCUCUAUUGCGUCGCAGAAAGCGCUUCAAAUUACAGAAAGGCGAGAAAGAUAAUCUGAAUGCGGAAUUAGCUGCUUUGGCUAGCUUUAACAGAGCAUUUUUGGCACGUCAAGCCGGUGCACCGCCGCCGCCGCCUGUUUUACCUACCGCAACCAUGUACACGCCUCCCAUGUGCCAGCAAUUGAGUCCAGAGCCUGCGGAAUUACCAGAAGUGGCAACUAUAACAAUGCUGCCUAGGGAGAGACCCCGUAGAGCUUUCACAAUUGACGCAUUACUCGAACCAGAGCCGCCGCGGUCUCCUCCGUCGCCAACAAUGCCGCGGUUGGCGAUUCCGAUGCCGUCCCCAUAUAUGUUGGCAGCGCAAAGGUAUCACGCGGAACUGCUUCAAGUUGCAGCACAUGUACUGCGCCCUUGCUAUAUUCCUCCACCACCGUUGCCGGUCGCGUGA
Parnassius mnemosyne (clouded apollo) is the source of this 747-nucleotide messenger RNA. Lineage: Eukaryota; Metazoa; Arthropoda; Insecta; Lepidoptera; Papilionidae. The record is from the annotation of a GenBank genome assembly.